This is a messenger RNA of Besnoitia besnoiti, 1362 nucleotides long. RefSeq lists its product as uncharacterized. The transcript is spliced from 2 exons. The record is from RefSeq and is a predicted model, not a curated record. Lineage: Eukaryota; Apicomplexa; Conoidasida; Eucoccidiorida; Sarcocystidae. Bases 1 to 1362 code for a protein of 453 amino acids.
AUGCGCGGCUCAUCGAGGCAGGCCUCCACGAGGCGGCGGUGGUUUCUGUACCCCGUUCUGGCCGCUCUGAGUUACUGCCUCUUGACCACUCCGUCGUCGGCGGCCUAUCACGACGACGGCGACUACGGUGCGGUGAACACCGAGGCGACGGACGCGGUUCACAGCCCAGAGGACCCCCUCGCGGACGUCUACAUCGAGGACUAUUGGCGGCGGAUGGGUUGGAGAGACAGCACGCGCAGCCACGAAGGCCCGAGCAGGCCUCCGGGGUCGCGGAGGGGGUGGGCGCGCUUCUCCACGCCCGCCGGUCGGGCAGCUGGUCAGAAGAAGAAGAAAAUUCUGGGCGCACUGCUGACGCUGGCUGCAGUCGCCGUCGUCGCUGCCGUGAUGUACGGCGGGAUGCGGUACUACCGCCGCUCGAGGGAGCAGGACCCCGAAGAGUCCUUCUCUUCAGAGAGCCCGCCGAUGACGCCCACGCCGCCUGCGUCUCCUCCAUUUCGGCGCGAAUCGCUCUUCGUGGAUCGGCUGUAUUUUGACAGCGCGCCUCCCAAAGCAGGCGCAGAAGACACCUACGCACUCACGCACAUGAACAACCUGAAGGUGACCUUCUUUGGGGCCUCCGACGGCCCCAGUGGGCUGACGCCUCUGUACGACCCGAGGCCCUCAAAGCGCAUCGCCACAGUCGACGCGGGUCACAACGACUUGUGGAUUGGAGGCGGCGGCGUGAACGGCGCCUUCGCCGCGAUGCUCCGAAACAGGGGAGCUGAAAACAACCUCGAGCUGAACGCGUCCACCAUCAGGGAAGACAGCGCGAAGGUGCAGAGAGAGCUGCUGGAGCGCGCCGUCGCGAACCCGGGCACUCUGGUCCACAUGCACACUGGGAAGACCUCGCCUCUCUUCCAAGAUUCGUUCGCCUAUGUGCGCUUCGCCCCCGGAGUCGCUUGGCAAGAAUCCGAAACGGGGAAAAACGUCGGCGUCGCCUUCCUCCACCUCCUGAAACCCUCCGUGACUCCCUACGGCGCCGCUGAAAACAACGUCAUGCUCUACACCGUCGCCCCGCGCGGCUCUGCCAAUGACGAAGACUACGCGUCAGCGUAUGUGGCUACGAUUGAUCACCUCUAUGGAGCUGUGACAAUGUUCAACAAAACUCCGCUUGGGCAAGCGAAUCGGAUCGCCGGCAUUCGCCUGCCAGUUCUCGGCGGCGGAAUAUUCAGAGGCGCGCGCUCGCUGGACUCGCUUGGAGAGCUGAACGCCGCUGGGGCGGGGGAAGCCGCGGCGCACUACGGCGCGUCCCUCGAGCUGCAGUACAUGUACGACAACACGAAUUCAGUAUUCACUGCCUUCAAAGACUAUGAAAGCAAGUAG